ACUGAGGGCGCAUUUGAUUUUUGUAGUCAUGGAAAGAAUGUCGCCUAUCAGUUUAGUUGUUAAUUUCCCUAAUCUUUGUGAUACAAGCCCAAUGAUGUAUUGUUUUUGUUUAUUUUAAAGUUUAUUAGUUACAUUAUCAGAUAAGCCAAUUGUCAUGUUGAAAUGUGGUUUAAUUUAUUACGAAUUGAUAUGACAAAGUUAUGUAAGCUUAGUGAAUUUGUUCUAAUUAAAACGCCGUACGUGUACGUGUAUGCAUUGUGUAAUAGGAAGCGUACGUGGCGUACCUAGUUGUGUAUGUAACUUGAAUUUGGCGCCUUCGGGCACGUGAUGUCUUCAUUGUAAUAAGCCAUGCAAACAUAAAUAAGUAAACGGAUACGCAUUUGAAUAGUAGUUGAUUUCUUUUAUUAUGAAAACAGUUUUACAGAAAGGAUUAAUUUAGGGUACAAAAUAUAAUAAUCAAUACAAUAAUCAAUACAUAACAUUUACAGUAAUCAGUAUGCUUAUACUUGAUGUGACCUUGAAACUUGUCAAGGUCAUUCUUGGUUGUUGUUUGGAAAUCAGUAGCCAUUACUUAUAGUUAUAUGUGUCAUGACAUGUCAAUUUAGCUUAUACAAGUUUUGUUUAAUUUGUUAUUAAAUUGCAGAUUGAACCAGUCAGUCUCAUCAACAUUAUAGUAAAGACUCGGUCUGAUACUUGGGUUUUGUUUGACGUAUCACACGCCACAUCUACAGUUCAAUAUCAGCUUGAGUGUCUUCAGUGUCAUCCUCCUUCAAGUACGUCACUGCAAUGGAAGGCAGCACAGAUGAAGAAGUCACCUUUAAGGUCAAUAGUAAGUCGGAGGAUUCUGUAAAGAUGGACAGUGUCAAGAUGCACAAUGAUUUAAUUAACAGAGACGACAUCAGGCCCGAAGACUCUGUGAGUCAGAGGAGUAGUAGUAGUACCACGUCAGCUAGUUGGAGACUUCGAGCUAGGGCUAGGAGAGCUGCCUUAGAAGCAGAAGUCAUGGCUCUGCAAGAGCAACAAGAGCUUGAGCUUGAGGAAAUCAAGUUAAAACAAAGGAAAGCUGAACUUCUUCUUAAAAUGAAAUUGAAGGUAGCAGAGGCAGAAGAAGCUGUUUAUAAGGGUACACAGUCAGAUGUCCAGGUCAAAGGAAAGACUGAUCCUUUAGAACAGGACAAGACUGAAGAAUCUUGUAAGCUUGAACCUUCCAAGGGCAAUUCAACAAUGCCGGUUAAGACACCAACAUGUGACAAUUCUUCAACCAGUGAAAGUGAUAAGAUGAUGGGUAAGAUGCAUUCUGACAUUUUCCAUCACUUACAGCAAGGACAGAAACAACAUCAGCAGCUGUUGGAAGCUAUCACCAUUUCCACUGCCAACAUUAUGUCCUUUGAUGGUAACCCUUUGAAUUUUUAUGAAUUCAUGCGGUCGUUUGACAGCGUCAUUGGUAGUUCUUCAUUGAACAAUAACACCAAGCUACUCAAGUUAUAUCAUCUUUGUAGUGGAGCUGCCAAAGACAUCAUCCAUUGUUGUCUAAUGAUGCAUCCAGAUGAUGGAUACUUACAUGCAAGAACGCUACUGACUGAUCGAUUUUGAAAUGCCUUCAAGAUCUGUGAUGCCUGGAUCACGAAGAUCACAGAAGGACCAGUCAUACAAAAUGAUCCAAAACAACUGAGGGAUUUCGCUGAUCAGCUUAAGACUUGUGGAGAAACCCUGAUGGCAAUAGGAAUGCUCCGAGAGUUAAGCUGUAGGAGUGUAUUGGUAAAGAUCAUUGAACGUUUGCCAUUCCACCUGAAGAGCCGCUGGGUACGUCAUGUUAAAUCCAUCAGAGAUGUUGGAAGACAGCCUACCAUCCAAGAUGCAGUUGACUUUAUCACUGAUGCAGCAGAUGAGCUCAAUGAUCCUGUAUUUGGUGCACUUCUUACUGGAGGA
Lytechinus variegatus (green sea urchin) is the source of this 1929-nucleotide messenger RNA. RefSeq lists its product as uncharacterized. The coding region runs from base 787 to 1593 and encodes 268 amino acids. The record is from RefSeq and is a predicted model, not a curated record. The transcript has 2 exons. Lineage: Eukaryota; Metazoa; Echinodermata; Echinoidea; Temnopleuroida; Toxopneustidae.